AUGCAGGCAGGGUCCUUCCGCAAAACGAUACUGGUGGACGACAACUCUCGCUCGCUGCGAGGAUUCGAGAGGAGGAACGUGGAGGCUGGCGACGCCAACGCCCACGCUGACGGGCGGGUCGCGCACCAAGUACUCGAAAGUCGAGCCAAGCCGUACCAUCCCAAUCCAUAUGCGUCCAAGGAGCGGAGCCGUGCGGUGUUGACGUUGCGUGAUCAAAUUCGAUACUUGUUCAAUGCCAUCGAUCGAGCCUCUCCAGCGAAUUUUGUCGAUCCUUGUCUGAACUUCGCUUUCCUGCACCACCAACCAUAA
Parascedosporium putredinis is the source of this 309-nucleotide messenger RNA. The record is from the annotation of a GenBank genome assembly. Lineage: Eukaryota; Fungi; Ascomycota; Sordariomycetes; Microascales; Microascaceae.